GCCACCGCCUCUCCCGCCUUCGGUCCGUGACCCCGGGGGAGGCAGCGCGGGCCCGGGCCCGGCCGCAGCCCGGCAUGGCCCUGGCGGGUGCCCUGGAGCGGCUGCAGGAAGAGGCCAUCUGCCCCAUUUGCCUGGAGUACAUGAGCGAGCCCGUCAGCAUCGACUGCGGGCACAACUUCUGCCGGGGCUGCAUCGCCAAGCACUGCCAGGACAAGGGGCUCUGGGCCGAUGGGCCCUUCUCCUGCCCGCAGUGCCGGGCCUCCUGCCACCGCAGCGGCCUCCGCCCCAACAGGCAGUUGGCCAACAUCGUGGAGAGCAUCCGGCAGCUGGGGCUGCGGGGCGGUGCGGGGGCUGCCGAGCCGGGGACCCCGCUCUGCGCCCUGCAUGACGAGCGCCUGAAGCUCUUCUGCGAGGAGGAGGAGGAGGCCAUCUGCGUGGUGUGCCGGGAGUCCCUGCACCACCGCUCCCACACGGUCUACCCCAUCGAGGAGGCUGCCCAGGUCUACAAGGCCAAACUCCAGAAAUCCCUGGAGCAUCUUUCAAAGGAAGUAGAGGAUGUGAAGAAGCGUGAGUCAGCGGAAAGGAUGAAAACCCAGGAGUGCAAGGAGGUGGUGAAGAAAAAGAGGGAGAAGAUUGUGAAUGAGUUUGGGAAGCUGCAUCGGCUGCUGGCUGAUGAGGAGAAGCUGCUGCUCCAGAAGCUGGAGGAAGAAGAGAAGAGAAUUCUGCUGAUGAUCAAUGAAAAUCUGUCCAGGAUGGUGGAACAGAAGUCCUUGAUGAAUGAUCUGAUCUUGGAGAUAAGAGAGAAGACCCAGCAGCCAGCAGAUGUGCUGCUCAAGGACAUGAAGAGCAUUCUGAGCAGGUGUGAGGGGAUGAAGUUCCAGUCCCCCAGAGCUGUGUCUGUGACCCUGAAGGAAAACUACAGCAUCCCCGAGCGGUGCCUGGGCAUGAGGGACAUGCUGAAGAAGUUCAAAGUGGAUGUGACUCUGGACCCUGAGACAGCACACCUGGAGCUCAUCCUGUCCGAGGACCGCAAGAGCGUGCGGCGUGGCAGCAAGAAGCUCUUCCUGUCCUUCUUUGACAACCCCCGGAGGUUCAGCAACACUCCAGUGGUGUUGGGGAGUCAGAGUUUCUACUCGGGCCGCUGCUACUGGGAGGUGCAAGUGGGAGACAAGCCUGAGUGGGGCUUGGGGCUGUGCCAGGAGUCUGCCAGCAGAAAAGGCAACAUCCACUUCUCUCCUGUCAAUGGGUACUGGGUGCUGAGGCUGCAGAACGGGGGCAACUACGAGGCCCUCACCUCCCCUGUCUCUCCACUGACCCUCAGUGUCAGACCCCGGCGCAUUGGGAUCUUCCUGGACUACCAGGCAGGAGAAAUCUCCUUUUACAAUGUGAGCGACCACUCCCACAUUUACACCUUUACUGACAGAUUUUCAGGCAGCCUCCGGCCUCUCUUCUUCCUGGGUGCCUUUCUGGGGGGCAGAAAUGCGGAGCCCUUGGUCAUCUCCUGGGUCAGCGACACACAGGGGUCCGGGUGCAACAUCCUGUGACAGUGGCUGCCCUGACUUCUUGUUGGUGAGCAGAGACCUAGGAGCCUGAGCAGCUCCUCCUGUGAGCAGGGCAGCACCAGGGAAAUAGCUGUGUGCUCUGGCGAGUGUCAUGGGAGGGUCCUCGUGGAUGGGUAUUGGACAUCUGACCACCAACACCUCAAGACCAUGAACUGCUGAUCAUUAUGCAGUUGUCCUGGUGCUGACUCAGCAGUGUAGAAGUGUUUGGCAAUCACUGGCCAGCAGCCAAGUGUCCUUCCCCCCCUUGUGUGCUCCUGGCUGCUGGGGAUGGCACCCACCUCGUGCCAGGCACUUUGCAGGGGGUGUGUGCCAUAACCUUCUGCACUGCUGCUCACCUCAUGGGCUGCUGGAGAAGGUUCUGCUUUUGGUGUGAAUUGCUCUGGAACAAAGCAAUAAAGGGUUGAUUUGGGGAGCUUC
Messenger RNA from Calypte anna (Anna's hummingbird), 1979 nucleotides. RefSeq names its product E3 ubiquitin-protein ligase TRIM39-like. The record is from RefSeq and is a predicted model, not a curated record. The transcript is spliced from 6 exons. Lineage: Eukaryota; Metazoa; Chordata; Aves; Apodiformes; Trochilidae. Gene Ontology annotation, molecular function: protein binding; zinc ion binding. Bases 75 to 1544 code for a protein of 489 amino acids.